AGCACGUCGCCCAGCCCGCGCUCGCAGUCGCCGGCCGCGCCCAGCACCGCGUCCCGCCUGCUGCCCCCCUCGCUGCGCGCUGGCUACCGCCCGAGCCUGCAGGAGGAGAUGCACGCCCCGGCGAACGGCGCCCCCAAGAUCAUGCGCUCGGCGCCCACCGGCUCGCCGCUGUCCGCCCAGGAGCCCAGCGAGUUCCCCUUCCACAGCCCGCCCGCGUCCGCGCAGCCCGCCGCGCCCGAGACCUUCGAUGCCGUCGACUACGCCGUGUCGCGCGUGCCCAAGCCGGCGUCGCACGCCUCCAAUGCCAGCACGAGCUCCUACUACCCGCCCUUCGCCCCCAUCUCGCGCAUACCCACCGCCGAGGGCGAGCCCGCCGACGCCAACGCCCCCAAGGAGCGCAAGAGCGUGCAGUUCGCCCGCUCCGCCACCUACGGCUCCGACCCGCCCCAGGCCGGCUCGCGCCAGCAGUCGUGGGACACCGAGGACAAGGCCAAGGGCAAGCCCAAGGAGGACUCGUCGCUGAUGGGCAAGCUGCGCGCCCUGGCCGCCCCCAUGCAGGGCCACGGCCGCAACAACAGCGCCACCACCGCCCCGACCGCCACCGCCUCGCCGCCGUCGCAGUCGCCCUACGGCCCGCUGACCCCGGCCAACGAGCGCGACGAAUUCCGCUUCGACGGCCACCACGACAGCGAGGCCGACGCCGACGCCGAGUCCAGCGCCGGCGAGGGUGUCGCGCGGCCCGCCCACAAGCGCAAGCGCAGCCGCCGCUGGUUCGAGGGCGACAGCGGCGACGGCGUGCAGACCGCGCCCACCACCCCCCGCGGCGCCAGCUACUUCUCGCGCGACUCGCCCACCGGCACGCCCGGCUCCACCACCCGCCCGGGCAUCCUGCGCAAGGGCACCAUGACCGACAUCCCCGAGAACGAGCGCCAGGGCUACUCCGAGGACGAGGGGCGCUCGCGCAUGGGCAAGGAGAGCGCCUGGGCCCGCGGCCUGCACAGUGCGCGCGGGCUGUCGUAUGGCGGCCGCCGCAGACACGACCCCAACGCAGAAGAGGGCGACCCGUCCAGCGACCGCCGUCCACCAUGGCGCAUGCGCAGCGAGCGCACCUCAAGCCUGAGCGCCCAGAAGUGGAAGGCCAUCAAGAACGGCCUCAAGCUGCUCGGCAACCGGGCCAAGGCAGAGCGCCAGGUCGACCAUGCCAAGUCGGCCGAGCUGAUGGCCGAGCUGCUCGCCGGCGCCCCUGCGGCCCUCUUCCUCGCCAGCAUGUUCCAGCGCGACGAGCACGGCCACAAGCGCAUCCCCGUCCUGCUCGAGCAGCUCAAGGUCACCAUCACCGACGCCGACAAGACCAAGGACAAGGAGGGCGACCGGCACACCGCCCUGCGUAUUGAGCUCGAAUAUGGCAGCGGCUCGACCCGCAUGAAGUGGAUCGUGUACCGCACUGUCGCCGACUUUGCCAACCUGCAUCUCAAGUUCAAGGUCCAGGAGAAGCAGGACUCGUUCCGCAGCCGCGUCUCGACCCUCGACAAGGACGACCCGCGAGGCAAGCUGCCGCGCUUCCCACGCAGUGUCGUGCCCUAUCUCCGAGGCAUCCGCGGCUACGGCGCGCUGGAUGAGGAGGAGGAGGAUGAAGAGGAAGUCGCAGUCGGCGGUGCAGCCACCGACGGCGAUGCGAGCGCCACAGACCGCCCGUCACGGGGCAAGCGGCGCAAGUCGUCCUUCACCAUGCACCGCCGGAAGUCGAGCAUCGGCAGUCCAGACGCAACUCCAGGGGUUGUGGGCCAGCUCGCAGCGCGCCAGGGCAGCUUUGCGGGAGCCGUCGGCCAGCCCCUGAACUCCAAGCAGAACCACCACGAGCGACAGCGGAAGAAGCUCGAGCAGUAUGUCAAGGGGCUGAUCCAGUAUCUCAUCUUCCGACCGGAUAGCAACCGCCUCUGCAAGUUCUUGGAGCUGUCGGCGCUGGGCGUGCGUCUGGCUGCCGAGGGCGGCUACCACGGCAAGGAAGGCCAUCUGAUGAUCAAGUCCUCCAAGGGCGUCGACGCCCGGAAGCGAUGGACGCCCAUGCCCAUGAUGAGCCGACACUGGCCGAAGUGGUUUUUGGUCAGACACAGCUACAUCGUGUGUGUGGACUCGCCCGAGGAGAUGAACGUGUAUGAUGUCUUCCUGGUCGACUCCAACUUCAAGCUCGAGUCCAAGACGUCGGGCAAGAACAAAGACAAGAAAGCCCGCAAAGUCGCAAGCGAGGCCAAAGCAUCGGCGACCGGCCACCAUCAGCUGAAGCUCGUCAACUCCGAGCGCAAGAUGAAGCUCUUGGCCAGGAACGACAAGAUGCUCUCGCAGUUUGAGGAGUCCAUCACAUUCAUGAUGCAAAACACGCUCUGGUCGGAACGCCAGCGGUUUGACAGCUUCGCCCCCGUGCGCAAGAAGAUCUACGCACAGUGGCUUGUUGAUGGGCGCGACUACAUGUGGAACGUCUCCCGCGCCAUCAGCAUGGCCCGCGACGUCAUCUACAUCCACGACUGGUGGCUGAGUCCGGAGCUGUAUCUGCGACGCCCGGCCGCCAUCAGCCAAAAGUGGCGCCUCGACCGCCUGCUUCAGCGCAAGGCGCAGGAGGGCGUGAAGAUCUUCAUCAUUAUGUACCGCAACAUCGGCGCCGCUAUCCCCAUUGACUCCGAGUACUCCAAGUUCUCGCUUCUCGAUCUCCACCCCAACGUCUUCGUUCAGCGGUCGCCGAACCAGAUUCGCCAGAACACCUUCUUCUGGUCCCAUCACGAGAAGAUUUGCGUCAUCGACCACACCAUCGCCUUUAUGGGAGGUGUUGACUUGUGCUUUGGUCGUUGGGACACUCCGCAGCACGUUGUCGUCGACGACAAGCUGACCGGUUUCGAGCUGGACAACAACGCCCCCAAAGACGCUGAUCACUGCCAGCUCUGGCCUGGAAAGGACUACUCCAACCCCCGAGUGCAGGACUUCUUCGCUCUGGACAAGCCCUACGAGGAGAUGUACGACCGCAGCAAGGUCCCGCGAAUGCCCUGGCACGACAUCGGCAUGCAGAUUGUGGGCCAGCCCGCGCGUGAUCUCACCCGCCACUUCGUCCAGCGCUGGAACUACCUCCUCCGCCAACGCAAGCCGUCCCGCCCCACUCCGUUCCUGCUUCCUCCGCCCGACUUCAACCCCGCCGACAUCGAGGCGCUCGGUCUCGAGGGUACGUGCGAAGUGCAGAUCCUGCGCUCUGCGUGUGCGUGGUCGUUGGGCACACCGAACAAGGUCGAGCACAGCAUCAUGAACGCGUACGUCCAGAUGAUUGCAACAUCCGAGCACUUUGUGUACAUUGAGAACCAGUUCUACAUCAGCAGCGGCGAGGUGCUGGGUACCAAGAUUGAGAACAAGAUCAACGACGCUAUUGUUGACCGCAUCAAGCGCGCGCACGCCAACGACGAGGACUGGCGCGCCUGCAUCAUGCUUCCCCUGAUGCCCGGAUAUCAAAAUACUGUCGAUGAGCAAGACGGUAGUAGUGUCCGUCUCAUCAUGACAUGUCAGUACCACAGCAUCUGUCGUGGCCCGGGCUCGAUCUUCGGCCGUCUGCGCGCCGCUGGUAUUGAGCCCGAGGACUACAUCCAGUUCUACGCUCUGCGAUCCUGGGGCGAGAUUGGGCCUACCAAGAUGCUCGUCACAGAGCAGCUGUACAUUCACGCCAAGAUUAUGGUGGUUGAUGACCGCGUCGCCAUCAUCGGCUCUGCCAACAUCAACGAGCGCUCUAUGCUGGGCUCGCGCGACUCCGAGGUGGCCGCCGUCAUCCGCGAUACUGAAGUGCUCGACUCGUACAUGGCCGGCCAGCCGUACAAGGUCGGCAAGUUCCCCCACACCCUACGCAUGCGCCUGAUGCGCGAGCACUUGGGCGUUGACGUGGACCACAUCUCCGAGGAGGAGUGGGCUAGCCAGAUGUCGGAUGCCGAUAGUACUGCUUUCCAGACAGAGUCGUCGGGCCCCGGCUCUCCCACUGCCGACCGCGCUACCGAGCAGAAGCUCUCCGCGAACCAUGCCCGUGCGCAGGAGGAGCUGAUCGAGCGCGCGGAGAGGCUGCACAGCUUCAACCACGACUUUGACUGGGCACAGGACACCAACCCUCACCUCCAGUCCAGCAAAAAGCCGUCGUCCGAUCCCCGCGUCACCAAGAACGAUGCACACGAGAAGGAUGUCCGUGGCGAAGGCGUGGAUCACUUCCGGGACAUGGAAGCCCGCGAGCCCAGCCUGACGCGCGGCCGUGACACGUUCCUCGACCCCCAUGGCAAUGAGAAGCUGCUGUCUGAUGCUGCGCCGGAGGGCCUUGCCAACAAGGAGACGGCGAAGAGACACUCGACGGUCAAGGGUCGCGGCCGUAGCAACACCACUGGAACCAGAGCUAGCGCAAGCAGCGGAGGCCAGGAAGGCUAUGCCGGUCUCCCGCCCCCGAGGCUGCCUCGCAUGGACACAGCCAAGCUGGGGCUGACACAGCUCAGCCAAUUGCCUGCCCUGCCGCUGAUGGACGACACCGACAUCGGUGGGCCGCCGCUGCAGCGCACCUACAGCGGCGCCUCGUCGACCGUCAUCAACCCGCUGCUCGCGGAGAUGCGACGCCCCAUCGUCACGGAGGACUGCAUGCGCGACCCCAUCAACGACUCGUUCUUCCUCGACACCUGGCACCAGGUCGCCGAGAACAACACAAAGCUGUUCCGCCAGGUGUUCCGCUGCCAGCCCGACAACGAGGUCAAGACAUGGAAGGAGUACCAGGAGUACACCAACUUCGCAGCCCGCUUCACGCAAAUGCAAGGCGGCGGCAAGCCCCAAAACCAGCGCGCGCAGGAAGCCCCCGGCAAAACAGGGCCCCCCGGCACCGGCAUGACAGAGAAAAUGGGCCACAUGGGCAAGCAAGUCAGCGCGCUGGGCGAAAAGCUAUCCGAAAAAGUCACCAACGCCGACGCGCCGUCGAAAAACGGCGCCGUCGAGCAGUGGGCCCACGAGCAGGAAAAACGCAUCCACGCGCUCGCCCUCGACACGCACUCCACCACCCCGCCCCGCCCCGCCGACGACGCCGUCGUCUCCCCGCUCGCCCCCUCGCCCCCCUCCGCCACCACCCCGUUCCCCCCCGCGCCCCCCGUCCCCUCCACCCCCCCGCUCCCCGCCGACCGCCCCCGCAACGUCACCAUCACCGAGCCGCCCAAAUUCAGCACCCACCGCGCAACAACCGCGUCGAAGCGCUCGCGCCGCCGCGCCACGACCAAGAGCUCCACGCGCGCGUUCCACGCCGCAGAUGCGGAGAGCAUGUUGCCCAAGGAAGACGCGAAGAUGCUGAUGGAUCUCGUCCAGGGCCAUUUGGUGCUGUGGCCGUAUGAGUGGCUGGAGAAGGAGGAGAAUGGGGGGGGUUGGUUGUAUAAUGUGGAUCAGAUUGCGCCGUUGGAGAUUUAUAAUUAACGGACGACGACGCGGACGACGGGAUAGAGAGAUGGAGAGACGGGGAGACGCGCGUUGGCGCGCUGCGGGAGGAGUCCCUUCGGCGCACGAGGUUUCGCGCCGCGUUGCAUUGUGUUGUGUUUCAUCGCCUUGCACUACAUCGCCUUGCCAUUGCAUCGCCUUGCCAUUGCAUUUCUCCGCGUUGCAUAGCUGGCGUCCAGGCGCUUCAAUCUUUGGAUAUUGGGGUUUCUUGCUGCGCGUGCACUGCCGAGUCGGUGGGCGCUGUACUGUAUUGUAUUUGUAUUCUAGAGGAGGAGUGUAGGGAGAGUAGGGGGUGUAAGAGGCGCGGGGGAGGCGUGUAAUGUGCAGAACAGAGAGCGGGGAGCAGAGCGUGGGGAGCAGAGCGUAGAGAAUGGAGUAGCAAGCAGAGCGUAGAGUAGCCUGGAAUACACACCAUCGAAGCCAC
Boeremia exigua is the source of this 5899-nucleotide messenger RNA. RefSeq names its product phospholipase-like protein D1. Gene Ontology annotation, biological process: cell motility; intracellular signal transduction; phosphatidic acid biosynthetic process. The record is from RefSeq and is a predicted model, not a curated record. Gene Ontology annotation, molecular function: D-type glycerophospholipase activity; phosphatidylinositol binding. Bases 109 to 5454 code for a protein of 1781 amino acids. The transcript has 2 exons. Lineage: Eukaryota; Fungi; Ascomycota; Dothideomycetes; Pleosporales; Didymellaceae.